Molecule: messenger RNA, 1762 nt
Organism: Closterium sp. NIES-67
Lineage: Eukaryota; Viridiplantae; Streptophyta; Zygnematophyceae; Desmidiales; Closteriaceae
Source: the annotation of a GenBank genome assembly
GCGAACCAGAUUCUCUUCGUUAACUAGUCCAAUUUGAACUUGACGAUCCGUGUUGUUUCGCCAUCUACACAGAUUCCUAGCUGCGGAGAGCGCUGCUUCUGGUUGAUUCUCACGUUAUGUGCAAGUUCAUCAGCUGCUAGUGUUGACUUCGGUGGCUGUAUUGCUGUUCGAGAAUUCGCUUGACUCCGAUCACUUCCAUCAUAAACCCGUUGGCGGCAUAAGUUAGCUGAUCUUUCUUGGAUCCGUAGUCAGGUUCAUAAAAUCUCCUUAAUCUCUUUCAUUCGCAACGUCUAGUUUCGCACCGGUAUGCUCGAUCGCGACUCCCUAUGUCACACCCUCCAAGUUCGCGCGAGCAGAAAGAAAACCAACGGAACCUAGCCUCACCGCGAGCCUUCCGUCGCUCGCACUCCUCUAGUUUCGCCAACGAUCCGCAGAUUGGUAACAGCGGCUCUGCGAAUUCGUUCGCUUUAGGCGACAUUCUCAGCAGCAGCAGCAGUUUCAACAGCACGGGCAGCUUGAGCAGCUGCAGCAGCUUCAACAGCUCGUCCGCUUCGACCAUGGAUGCGGAAAAACCGAUUCCCACAUCUCGCGUGCCCGACGAUCGGCAGAAGCUGCUGAGCGGCGGCUCGAGUUCGCACGCGUCGCUCACGUCGCACGCCAUGGACGUGGAGGAGGGCGUGCGACUGCCGGAACCAGCGAGACGCACGCCGUCGUCGGCUUACAAGAGCGGCAAGGAGGCGUUCCUCGCGGUGCUGCACAGCUGGGCUACAAAGCGGUUCAUGAGUGGAUGCGCCAUCCUCUUCCCCAUCGCCAUCACCUUCUACAUGACGUGGUGGUUCUUCACCUUCGUGGAUGGCUUCUUCUCCCCCAUCUACCGCCACGUGUACGGCAUCGACAUACUGGGUCUCGGGUUCAUCACAACCAUCUCCUUCAUCUUCUUCGUGGGCGUGUUUGUGUCGUCGUGGGUGGGGUCGUCCGUGCUGUGGAUUGGCGAGUGGAUCAUCAAGCGCAUGCCUCUCAUGAAGCACAUCUACUCGGCUUCCAAGCAGAUCAGCAACGCCAUCUCGCCAGAUCAGAACGUGAAUGCGUUCAAGGAGGUGGCCAUCCUUCGCCAUCCGCGCAUAGGGGAGUACGCCUUUGGCUUCAUCACCUCCAACGUCACCCUUCAGCUGGAGUCAGGCAGUCAAGAGGAGCUGCUGAGUGUGUACGUGCCCACGAACCACGUGUACAUCGGAGACACCUUCCUAGUGCCCGAAUCUGACAUUAUUCGCCCCAACCUCUCUGUGCGAGAAGGCCUUGAGAUUGUGGUCUCGGGGGGAAUGUCGAUGCCGAGGGUUAUUCAACCCGCGUGUAGAUCACCAGUAAUGAAGGGGAUGAUAGGAUUCGACUGAUUCGUGGUACAGGUUUCUAAUCGUCACAACCAUCUACGCCUUCCAAGUUUAUAGCUCAACCAAAUCCAUGAUAGUGCCGACUAGUGAAUCUCCAUUAGUGUACGUCAUGGUCUGGCCUGUUGUGGUAUAUUUCAUACUUAGCAUUUCUGUAAUUUGUUUAUCGAAUCUCACUGUAGAAGAUAAGUCCGUAGGAUGACGUAGGCAAAUAGCGCUCGUCAUUGGACAGUCGUUUCAGUCACGCGAAUAGUCGCUCGGACCUCUUCAUUGUCAUUUAGGGUGCAAAGCGCGAUAGUGACGAACAGGUACAUUACGGAACUGGUACUUUCCUAGAGCUAUAAAUAUUUGUUUUGUCCUUUCAUUAUUAACCUUGA